Molecule: messenger RNA, 4979 nt
Organism: Exophiala xenobiotica
Lineage: Eukaryota; Fungi; Ascomycota; Eurotiomycetes; Chaetothyriales; Herpotrichiellaceae
Exons: 2
Coding region: 120-1853 (577 amino acids)
Source: RefSeq, a predicted model, not a curated record
GUGAGCAUUCCACCUUUUUUCGAGUGGCAGCAAUACACCUCCCCGUUGGCAAGAGCGAUCCGGUUACGGCCAGAAGGAGCACCAGAGAUAUUGAGUGGGCCGACGACACCACCUUCACAAUGAGUCUGAAAGCAUACUAUUCUGCGGUCUUUCUCGUUCUCGUCUCCCUGGUCGCUGCUGCCUGCCAUUACCAGUCUCCAGUUUUCCCGCUACCAAGCUACAACAAAUCUUCUCCGGCUUUCCUCAAAGCUGUUGACGAAAUUGAGGCAGCAUUAUCAGAUCUGGUAGCCGACCCGAAGUUCAAUACUUCGUCUUACUCGGUUGAGGUGACCUCGUCACAUUCGACCUUGUGGUCUAGCUUUCAUACCGCCUCAGACAAAGAUUCCGAGCGGCCUGGAGCUGAGCAAGUCAAUGGUGACAGCGCUUACCGCAUUGCAAGUAUCACCAAAGUCUUCACGGUUCUCGGUAUAUUGAAGCAACAUGCUGCCGGUAACCUGAGUCUCGACGAUCCCGUUGACAAAUAUGUGUCAGGCUUGCGACAUCCACAGAAUGGAAGCUUACCAUGGAAAGACAUUACACUCAAGUCCCUGGCGAGUCAACUGAGUGGUAUUCCCCGGGACUGGGCCCAGGGAGAUCUCCUUCAGGAAUUGAAAGAUCCUUUGGCUUUUGGUCUCCCACCAGCGACAUCUUUGGGUCUACCUCAAUGUGACUCUUAUGCUGAGUACGUACCAUGCACGACGGACGACCUCUUGGACUACGUACGCACCAGCGCUCCCAUCUUUGCUCCGAAUCAGAAGUCUACUUAUUCCAACAUCGCUUUCGAGCUGUUAGGCCUGGUACUUGCCAAUGUCACCGGCAUGAGAUAUGAGGAAUAUAUCGAAACUUCAAUUUCGCGGCCUCUCGAGAUGAUGGGUACAAGCUUCUCCAGACCCUCUGACUCGGUGGCAGUAUUGCCUAAAAACGAAAGUUGGUACUGGGAUGUGGAUGAGGGCGUCCAAAAUCCCACAGGAGGACUUUACGCCUCGUCCUCUGACAUGUCAAAAUUCCUCAGAUACGUAUUGACGCAUUAUAACGGCAUUACACCUGCCAUGAAUUGGUUCCAGCCAGGCUCCUUUACUGCAGGCCUCUAUUCGUUUUACGGCACUCCCUGGGAGAUCUUCCGAACGGACAGGAUCUUGAGCACCAGCGACAAGGCGGUGACCUUCUAUACGAAAGGAGGCGGACUUCCUGGAUACAGUACGAACAUAAUAGUGGCCCCAGAGUAUGACCUUGGGAUUACAGUACUCACGGCCGGAAAUACCGCCUUGCUGCCCGCGAUUCGAGAGAUAGUGACAGAAACACUUAUCCAGGCAGCAGAUAAGAUUGCCAGGAGUCAAGUCGAACAAUCGUAUACCGGCAUAUACAAGGCAACGCAUAUUAAUUCAUCCAUAGAGCUCUCGUAUAGCGAAGCACGUGGCCUGGAGAUUACCCGGUGGAUAUCAAACAGCACAGACAUUCUAUCAGCUUUCCCGACCCGGUUCGGAGUGCCACCCAAUAUACUCCGUCUUCAACUCAUACCGACGCUUCUGUAUCGACAUCAGAGCAAAUUGGAUGGAGAGCUUUGGAGAGUUGCCCUCGUUUGGGAUGGUGCACCGAGGGAUGAGUCGACGUCAGACAACAACGCUGUAUGGGAUGAUUUCUGCGUCAGUGACGUUGACACUUGGAUGUAUGAUGGGAAGCCGUUCAACGAGAUUGUUUUCUGGAACAAGGACAAAGAUGACAAGUAUGAGACUGUCGAGUUGACAGCUUUUCGCGUGUCCCUGACCCGAUCCUGCCUCGACGCAGCCCAACUGUUACAAGCGCAAGAGCUGUGAUAAGCGCAUUGCUGACUAGGCCAUCGCUAGCCAUUUUACAGGCAUCAAUCAGCUCCCCCGUGAAACUGCCUUGUUUCCAGCUCAAACUGGCCGGCUUGGUACGAUACUGCUAUUCGUUGUCAUCAAAGCCUUCUAGAGACUUGAAGAUCACACCAGCUAAAACGCCGUCACGGAGGGAUUCAUAGAUGAUCGAGAUCCACGACCCAAUUGUCUUCUUUGACCGACCAAUCAAGCACCCACUGUGAACAUCCUCCUCCAGGUCUCGAUAGAACGGCACACCCAGCUCCUCCCUGACGAAUCGAUAGAGCGUUCCGGUGCCACGACCCAGAAAUAACAUCGUGCAGGGGUUUUUAAAGAAGCUGGAUCGAUGCGCUAGGAAAGCGGUCAACAUACGCUGCUGCAAGCCUUGCUUGAAGGUGUUGAUUGCGCAAAGAAGGUCUUGGGAGCUUGUAGCAGGUUCGAGUCCUCCAGCACACAUGCAAGCUAUUGCCACAUCUGCUGCUGCGGCUGCUACCUUUGAGCAACGAUCGUUGGCAUCGACAUUUGCGGCACCAUACCAAGUAUUGCAGAUCUUUUCCCACACUUCAUGAUACAACUCCAGUAAGGCAGCGUUCGGGAUGAUUGCACUAAAGUUUUGCUUGAUGGUGUUGCUAGCCUCGUCGUGAAAGCUUUCCAGGAAAGUCCGAUGCAUGACCCUCAGAUCGACGCCUUGAAGACCAACAAAUAUGGCGGAUGCGGACAUCAAGGAGACCAGUUCGACACUUUGCAUGGUGUACCGUGAGGAUAUCAAAGCCAACGAGUUGAUGGCUUGAUUGUGCAUUUCAGCAGACUCCAUAUUGAUAUCGACGCCUUUCAGACAGUAUGAAAGACUGGGAUCGUCUGGGGUCAGAUUUGGAGGCAGCCCAUUGUUCAGCAUGGGAUUCAGCAUUUCAGUUGUCUGCGCAAAUAGCAUCUGCAAAUUGUCAGAAAGCGAUAGCUCGUGCUUGAUCUGCCCACCCGUUCAGAGAUGAGAGUACUUACUUUGCCGAUCAUCUGGAGACAGAGUCGAGUCUUCUCUGCAGCCAUCGUCACCGAAGCAGCUUGAAAGUUGGCUCCACAGUGGACGUCUCUGUUCUCACUAUUGAUGAGUGGGUUGUCGGUUGUCGAGUUAAGCUCUCGUACUAGCUGUUCCGCUGCGAAAUGCAGGUCUUCGAGUUGUGGACCGAUCCAUUGUGGCGAGCUUCUGAUUGCAUAACGAUCCUGCACGAGACCCUUUUGCUUACGAUCGAUACGUUCGUCAAGUCCAGCCACAAGGCUCGAGCCCCGAAAGAAAUUUCGCAUGUUCUGAGAGACUUCGGCCUGGCCUGGAUGCGGACGGACUUCUGCAAUGAACUUAUGAGUCCACUCAGCAUUCGCUGCAAGUGCUUCAGACGAUAGGCAGCUGAUAAGCUGAGAGAGGACUGCCAAUUGAUUUGCCUCAUAUAGCGCCAGUGUGGCCACCGUUGCCGAAGGGGCGGUACCAUUGACCAAUGCGAGCCCUUCUUUGGGACCAAGCGUGAUGGAACAAUAGCUGUCGGUCCUCUGGCCUUCGACAUCUGACUCGUGGAACCGGCGGAUCUCUGCAAAGGCCUCUUGAGAGUUGAGUACUUUCAUAUCGCGUCCUCCCCCACUUCGCACAAAGAUGUCGCAGUUUCCCUGCACAACUCCGGCGAUAUAUGACAAGGGCAUAAGAUCACCUGAAGCCGAAAUUGAUCCUCUCAAGGGUACGAUGGGUGUCAUGUUUCGUCGAAUCAGUUCAGCAAGAGUAUCUAUUGUUUUCCAGCUGACGGCACUGUGUCCUCGGAUGUUGGUAUUGCACCGAACAAGCAUCGACCCUCUCACCCAACUUGUCGGCAUGGAAUGGGGAUACGUCUCUCUGUUGCCAUUGGGAUGUGUUGCGAGGUCAUCUUUAGUGAGAAUAGCCGACUGUUGAUGUUGUGUCAGAGCGCGCUGGAGAUCGAUGAAGUGGUCGGUCCGCAAGUCGGCAUUUCCUCCAAACCCUGUGUUGACGCCUGCACGUUCAUGUGAGCACACUGACUAGCGAAUGAGCCGCACAAAUCGACAUACCAUAGAUCUUGCUCCCGGCCUGAAGAUGUUCUUGCAAGAUGUUCUGACUUUCCUCCAGUCGAUUGAGAAGCUUUUGGCUCUUUUCGAUGUACGGUUUGCAUCCGAGUCUUUUCGAAAGAACGUUAGCGAGGGGAUUCACUUGCUGGCCAAGAAGAUGAUACGUACUUUGCAACCGCCACAACCGUUGCUAUGUCCAGACCAUGCCCAUUGAUCUCGACUUUCCCAGUCCGGUGCAGCUUUUGGAUUCUUUGCCAAGUGCGGUAGGUCAAUGUGAGAUGCGGCACCUGUGAUUUAUUGUCACCGACAGGCAUGUCAGAUGCAUGAACGUUCAUGUUGCCGUUGAGGUUGAGGUUGGCAGGCUCAUCAUCCACACGAGAUAUCAUGUUUCCACCGUGAAGUUGGCUUGUUCGACAGUUGAGACGGACGCAAACAAGCCAAAGAAGACAAACCCCCUGGCAGUUGGGAUAAUACGGUACCUGGUACCUGGUACACACCGCUCUCAACAGUUCGGAAUGUAUCGCUUGGCAACUCCGAUCAGCCCCGAUAUAAACUUGGGAACAACACUUUGGUUUUCCACAGCAAAAGAAUGUCAAGAGCCUUGUUGUCACGCAGAUGUGAGUGUUGAACAAGUGUUUCUGUCAGGUCUUUAUACUGGAGCGACUAUAGACUACCAGUCCAGUGCCAUCAAGCAAACGCGUCGUUGCGAUCCCGGCAAAGUCACGUCACCUUGGAAUGAUUCACUCAUGUGAGGAAUAAGAGACAAAAGGCCAGCCCAAGUUUUCUUGCAGCGAAGAUGUGAGAAGCAAACAACUUGAAGCUCUGACAUGGAUCUUCUUCUCUUCUCCUUCUCUACCAGCUGCAGGAACAAACACAUUUCAGCCUUCAAUUGAUGGAACACUGUCCGAUUGGUCAGGUCUUCCUUUUCGAUAUGCAGGAUUCUGUUGUUCCCACGACAUUGACAGAUGUCACCAGCCCUUUGUUAUUCAAGGACAGUAUCACAUCGGGUGCACAUAGUACUUAUAUUCAGAUCCUCUGCUUGCC